UUGACGCCCAAGUACGUUUGGUCUAGUUUGGACUCUGUGACUCCCCGUACUCCAACGGGCACGUGAUCAGAAAGGUUAUAAAUAAGGGUGCCACAAUCAUUUGUGUCGACACAGACGGACUGAGGAGAGAUAUGGCGUCUACGAGCCGCGGAGAUGCUUUGGCCCUUCCCAGAGUUCACUGCCCCGACCACCCUGAUGCCAUCCUGGUGGAGGACUACAGAGCAGGAGACAUGAUAUGCCCUGAAUGUGGCCUGGUAGUAGGUGACCGUGUAAUCGACGUGGGCUCAGAGUGGCGGACGUUUUCUAAUGAGAAAGCCCUUAAAGAUCCAUCCAGAGUGGGAGACGCCCAGAACCCGCUGCUCAAUGGAGGAGACCUAACCACCAUGAUCAGCAAGGGAACUGGCGCAGCUAGUUUUGAUGAGUUCGGAAACUCAAAGUACCAGAACCGGAGAACCAUGAGCAGCUCCGACCGAGCCAUGCUCAACGCCUUCAAAGAAAUCAGCACCAUGGCAGAUCGCAUCAACCUGCCAAGGAACAUUAUAGACAGAACAAACAACUUAUUCAAACAAGUGUAUGAACAGAAGAGCCUGAAGGGACGAGCCAACGAUGCCAUUGCUUCCGCCUGUCUUUACAUCGCCUGCAGGCAAGAAGGCGUACCAAGAACCUUUAAAGAGAUCUGUGCCGUCUCCCGGAUCUCCAAGAAGGAGAUCGGCAGAUGCUUCAAGCUGAUCCUGAAGGCGCUGGAGACCAGCGUGGACCUCAUCACCACGGGAGACUUCAUGUCCCGCUUCUGCUCAAACCUCGGCCUGCCCAAGCAGGUGCAGAUGGCGGCCACCUUCAUCGCCAGGAAGGCCGUGGAGCUCGACCUGGUGCCUGGCAGGAGCCCCAUCUCUGUGGCUGCAGCGGCCAUUUACAUGGCCUCACAGGCCUCUGCAGAGAAGAAGACCCAGAAAGAAAUCGGAGACAUUGCCGGCGUUGCAGACGUCACAAUCAGACAGUCGUACCGACUCAUCUACCCGCGAGCUGCUGAACUUUUCCCUCCAGACUUCAAGUUCGACACACCCGUUGACAAGCUGCCUCAGCUGUGAAGAAGACGCCGUCUACACAGUCUUGGUUUUUUUUUCUGCUGUACUUACAGGAUUGUUCUUUUUUCAAGUCCUAUUUUGUGUUCAAUUUGGAAGAUUUUUCUUGUCUCUUGGAAAGACUUCAGGCCUUUAUCGAGGCGCUCUCACAGGAAUCAGAUGGACACACAUUCCAGUGCUUAAAGAAACAAGCUUGCAGACUGUACCUGUUCUAAGUAAUUUAAAAAAAAAUAAAAGUUUUUCAUUACA
This is a messenger RNA of Scophthalmus maximus (turbot), 1331 nucleotides long. It is a transcript of the gene gtf2b, whose product is annotated as general transcription factor IIB. NCBI's taxonomy places the organism in Eukaryota, Metazoa, Chordata, Actinopteri, Pleuronectiformes, Scophthalmidae. Gene Ontology annotation, biological process: transcription preinitiation complex assembly; transcription initiation at RNA polymerase II promoter. Bases 132 to 1088 code for a protein of 318 amino acids. The transcript has 7 exons. Gene Ontology annotation, molecular function: RNA polymerase II general transcription initiation factor activity; TBP-class protein binding. Gene Ontology annotation, cellular component: nucleus; transcription preinitiation complex. The record is from RefSeq and is a predicted model, not a curated record.